Messenger RNA from Aspergillus versicolor CBS 583.65, 873 nucleotides. RefSeq names its product tyrosine-protein phosphatase. The transcript is spliced from 2 exons. NCBI's taxonomy places the organism in Eukaryota, Fungi, Ascomycota, Eurotiomycetes, Eurotiales, Aspergillaceae. Gene Ontology annotation, biological process: dephosphorylation. Gene Ontology annotation, molecular function: phosphoprotein phosphatase activity. The record is from RefSeq and is a predicted model, not a curated record. The coding region runs from base 1 to 873 and encodes 290 amino acids.
AUGGGGUCGAAUUACAAUCUGCAAGAGCUGCUGGCAACCGACAUCCAAACAGCCCUGCCCGCUGAAGCAGUCGCCGAAAUCAUCUCGCAAGCCCCCUUCAGCACCGUCCCGGGCAUCUUCAACCUGCGCGACAUCAGCAACGCAACCAUUCCCACCUCUCCAUCCCCAGCAGUCCUCCGCCCAGGCCUCGCCUACCGCUCAGCAGCCCCAGCCCCAGAAUUCACCCCAGAUGGCGUAACAGCUCUCAACACCCUCGGGAUCAAAAAGAUCUACGACCUGCGUCGGCCCGACGAGCGCACCAAGAAGCCGAGUCCCGUCAUCGACGGCGUCCAAGUCGUCUGGAUCCCGGAUACACUGGGUGGGAAGCCGCCAAACUCAGCGACGGCCCCUCCGUCCGAUCCGGAGAAAUCAACCGAGGCGCUGGUGCAGAUGUACACGACCUAUCUCACCUCGCACGCGCCGGUCUACAAGGCCGUCUUUGAGCAUAUCCGCGAUGAACCGGAGAAGCCUUUUCUCUUCCACUGCUCCGCCGGAAAAGACCGCACCGGCGUCCUGGCGGCCCUGAUCCACCGUCUGGCAGGGAGCGCCGACGAAGCCAUCAUCCACGACUUCACGCUGACCCGGGUUGGACUCGAGCCCGGUCGCGAGGCUCUACUGACAAUGAUGAAGAGUCUGUACGGCGAGUCGGCGUGGAAUAACCCAGUUCUGCUGGUUCUCUGGGGCGUGCACGCGAACGGGAUGGCUGGGUUUCUGAACAUUCUUGAUGGGCAGCAUGGAGGCGUGGUCGGGUAUUUGAAGAGUCUGGGGUUCUCGGAGUCUGAUAUCGCUACCAUGAAACGGAAUCUCGCAUUGAACAGUCACUCAUGUAUUUAG